AUGAGUCUUUUCCAACUCCUUAUGAAGAAAAAGGAACUCAUUCCUUUAGUAGCCUUUAUAAGCUUUGCGGCAGUCAGAGCCUCAUCCUUUGCUGUGUAUUCCUUGCAGAAAAUCAAUGUGAUCAUUGAUCGGAAAAGAAAUCCAGAACCCUUGGAGGCUGUGGAUCCAACUGUAUCUCAAAAGCUUGUAACAAUCAACCAAAAGUGGAAGCCCAUUGAAGAGCUGGAAAAGGUCCACAAGGCAACCAAAUGAG
Molecule: messenger RNA, 253 nt
Organism: Ochotona curzoniae (black-lipped pika)
Lineage: Eukaryota; Metazoa; Chordata; Mammalia; Lagomorpha; Ochotonidae
Product: normal mucosa of esophagus-specific gene 1 protein-like
Exons: 1
Coding region: 1-252 (83 amino acids)
Source: RefSeq, a predicted model, not a curated record